Molecule: messenger RNA, 2744 nt
Organism: Myxocyprinus asiaticus (Chinese sucker)
Lineage: Eukaryota; Metazoa; Chordata; Actinopteri; Cypriniformes; Catostomidae
Product: Bardet-Biedl syndrome 2 protein homolog
Exons: 16
Coding region: 184-2424 (746 amino acids)
Biological process (GO): non-motile cilium assembly
Cellular component (GO): BBSome; membrane; ciliary basal body
Molecular function (GO): protein binding
Source: RefSeq, a predicted model, not a curated record
AUUGAUAUGUAGUUGAUAACUGCCUUGUGUUUUUCUAAUAGCCUCUUAAAAGACUGAAAGGAUCUCUAGUAUGUUUUGUGAAUGCUCACCAAGUCAUUGCUGUAACAUUUAUGUUUGUGGUGUUUUCACAGGUUGUCAUUCAGAAACAUAACAGACCAGCCCUUGCUGUUGAGCUGUGUCACUAUGUUAGUGCCGAUCUUCACCCUUAAACUGAACCAUAAGAUUAAUCCUCGAAUGGUUGCUGUCGGAAAGUAUGAUGGGAUUCAUCCAUGCCUCACUGCAGCCACACAAGCAGGGAAGGUGUUUAUCCAUAACCCUCACACUCGAGGUCAGAGGCCAGUGGCCCACCGGCUGAGUCAAAGUACCCAGGACUCUGAUAUAUCACUCCUCAAUAUCAACCAGGCAGUCAGUUGCCUUACGGCUGGUACUCUGGGACCCAACACCACAGGACACACACUGCUCGUGGGCUCUCAAACCAACCUGCUGGCAUAUGAUGUGCAUGACAACGCUGAUAUUUUCUACAAGGAGGUGACCGACGGGGCCAAUGCCAUUGUCCUCGGAAAACUAGGAGAUAACCAGUCCCCCCUCGCCAUCAUUGGAGGAAACUGCGCUCUGCAAGGCUUUGACUAUGAGGGAAAUGACCAGUUCUGGACAGUCACAGGAGAUAAUGUACGAUCACUUGUGCUCUGCGACUUUACUGGAGAUGGCAAAAAUGAGCUUCUUGUUGGGUCAGAGGACUUUGAUAUCAGGGUGUUCAGAGAAGAUGAACUAGUGACCGAGAUGGCAGAAAAUGAGACAGUCACAUCACUUUGUCACAUGCAUGGAAGCAGAUUUGGUUAUGCAUUGGCUAAUGGAACAGUUGGAGUAUAUGACCGCACUGCCCGCUACUGGAGGAUCAAGUCUAAAAACCACGCCAUGAGCAUCCAUGCCUUUGAUCUUAAUGCCGAUGGUGUUGUAGAACUAAUAACUGGGUGGUCCAAUGGAAAGAUUGAUGCACGCAGUGAUCGCACAGGUGAGGUGAUCUUCAAGGAUAACUUCUCCUCCUCUGUGGCUGGCGUGGUGGAGGGAGACUAUCGCAUGGAUGGACAGAUCCAGCUAAUUUGCACCUCUGUGGAGGGAGAAGUGCGUGGCUACCUGCCUGCCAGCAAGGAGAUGAAGGGAAACCUGAUGGACGCAAGUGUGGAACAAGACCUGAUCAGGGAGCUGAGCCAACGAAAACAAAACCUGUUGCUGGAAUUACGAAACUAUGAGGAAAAAGACAAGGUUGUAUAUGGAGAUGUAACACAGUGCCACACUUUUGCAGUUGUUGAUGCUUUUGGAUGUCAUUGGAUGACCAUUAAUAUUUGUUUGACACAGGCUGCUCCUAGUGUCUCGGAGGGGGAGGCUAAGAUGGGUGUAAUUCCAGCCAACACACAGCUCCAGACAGCCUUGUCUGUGCGAAGAGCCACAGAGAGCCAGAGAGCACAUAUAGAGCUCAACAUCUCCACCCCAAACGAAACAAUCAUUAGAGCUGUGCUGAUAUUUGCUGAAGGAAUUUUUGAAGGCGAGAGUCACGUGGUUCACCCUAGUGCUCAAAACCUCUCUGGCUGUGUCCGUGUCCCCAUCAUUCCUCCAAAAGACAUUCCAGUGGACCUUCACAUCAAAGCUUUUGUGGGAGGGAAGACAAGUACACAGUUUCAUGUGUUUGAGAUUACACGUCAGCUGCCUCGCUUCUCCAUGUAUGACCUUAAUGUUGACCCCUCGGCUGCUCAACCCACUGGAAGAGUCACAUUCAGCAUCAAUGACAGGCCUCAGAGGGUGGUCAUGUGGCUAAACCAAACCUUUCUGCUACCCGAGGGCAUUGAUAGUCCAGACAUCACUUUCACUGCACAGCGUAGUGGAGGUCUCUUAAGGAUCAACAUGCAACCCAGUGGAGAGAUCACACUGAGCACAAAUGACAUUGAUCUAGCUGGAGAUCUGGUCCAGUCGCUUGCCUCUUUUCUGGCCAUAGAAGAUUUACAAGCUGAUGCAGAUUUUCCCGCCUACUUCAAAGAGCUGCGAGCCACUCUCACUGAGGUGGAUGAGUUUCAUUCUGUGCAUCAAAAGCUUACAGCAGCAAUGGCAGAUCAUUCCAACUACAUAAGAAAUAUGCUUGUGCAGGCAGAAGAUGCCAGACUCAUGGGUGAUUGGAGAACCAUGAAGAAGCGUUACAUUGAGCUGUACGACCUCAACAGAGAUUUGAUAAACGAAUAUAAAAUCAGGUCCAAUAAUCACAAUGCCCUCCUUGCAUGCCUAAAAUCAGUUAACCAAGCCAUCCAAAGAGCAGGGAGAUUAAGAGUGGGAAAGCCAAAAAAUCAGGUCAUCACUGCCUGUCGGGAUGCCAUCAAGAACAACAACAUAAAUGCUCUUUUCAAGAUCAUGAAAGCAGGGACUGCAUCGUCCUGAGGAAUCUAUGUUCUGAGCCUAAAUUACCUUCAAGCAGAGAAGUCUGCAAGAUCAGCUGAGACAAUGCCCCUGGGGGAGACUCCAAAAAACUGGCAGAGAAAGAGACAGAGUCCAGUAGUCUGUUGGGAAAUGGAAAAGCCUGCAUGAAGGGAUGUUUUUAAUCCCUACCUCAUAUUGGCAGAAGUUUUGCGUAGAGGAAUAACUAAGUGGGUCUCUCGACAACUGUAUGUCUUAAGUGAUAGCCCAAUUUUUUUUUUGCAUUUUUUUUUUUUUGUCUACAAAGGAAAUGUGUGUAAAUUCACUGAUAUCAACUGUAUAUG